GGCUCAGGGCUAGGGCGGAAGGGCAGCCUGCCCUGCCAAUAGUGGAUGGGGGGCACUCGGACCCUGUGGCAGCAGUUGAUGCCAGGAGCCGGCAGAGCAGACUCAGUGAGAGCUGCAGGCUCUGGGGCCCAGGGGAGUGUAUAAAACCAGGCUUGUUAGAAUUCAACAAGUGGAUAGUUCUGACUACUACAUCAUGGAAAUUGUGGAACUCAUUAAGGCAGGGACUGAUGAAGAUCCACAAGGAAAAACCCGCCCAUUCAUCAGCCACAUAAAAUGCAGGGAGUCUCUGAGGCUGGAGCGUAACAAAGACUACUUGAUCUGGGGACUCAGCACCGACUUGUGGCCCAGGGAAGCUGAGCUAUCCUACAUCAUUGGCAAGGACACCUGGAUCGAGAAGUGGCCCAACGAGGACGAAUGCCGGAAGCCGGAUUUCCAGAACCUCUGCCAGGAAUUCCUUGAGUUCUCUGAAGCCAUGACCAUGUUUGGCUGCCCAGUCUAAACUUGGACCCAGCUUUCCCAGCAGCCCCAAGGGGACAGUUUGAGCUGAGAUGGAGCAUAACCCUCAAGGUGGAGACAUCUCCACUCAGAGUCCCAGUGCUGCUGACACUCGCCACUAGCCCUGUCCUCUUCGGGGGUUUCACUCUCUUUUCUUCUUAUUUUUUUCCAUAUAUAUAUAUAAAUAAAUAAAAGGCUGAUUUCUUA
This is a messenger RNA of Mauremys reevesii (Reeves's turtle), 702 nucleotides long. Its product is annotated as A.superbus venom factor 1-like. The record is from RefSeq and is a predicted model, not a curated record. Lineage: Eukaryota; Metazoa; Chordata; Testudines; Geoemydidae. Gene Ontology annotation, molecular function: protein binding. The coding region runs from base 194 to 499 and encodes 101 amino acids. The transcript is spliced from 4 exons.